This is a messenger RNA of Dictyostelium purpureum, 729 nucleotides long. RefSeq lists its product as uncharacterized. The record is from RefSeq and is a predicted model, not a curated record. The coding region runs from base 1 to 729 and encodes 242 amino acids. The transcript is spliced from 2 exons. Lineage: Eukaryota; Evosea; Eumycetozoa; Dictyosteliales; Dictyosteliaceae. Gene Ontology annotation, cellular component: cytoplasm; nucleus.
AUGGAAAAUGAUGAUGUAGACGUUGGAGAUUUAUUUCUUAAUAAGUCAUAUGUGCAAAAGACCAUAGACUAUUUUGGUGUUUCAAUUAAAUUAAAUACAUUAGAUUCCGCAUCAACUGACUUUGAUUUAACUGGUCAAACUAUUUGGAUAUCAGCACAGGUUUUAUCACAAUUUAUUAUAAAGAAUAUAGAGGAAUAUAAAGAUAAAAAAGUUUUAGAGGUGGGAUCGGGUGUGGGUGUUUGUGGGUUAUUUUUAGCAAAAUUGGGAUGUAACGAUAUUACACUUACAGACAACAAUGAAAUCGUGUUGGAACUAUUGGAUAGAAAUUGUAUUGAAUCCACUCAAGAUGGAUAUGGAUGCAAGUGUAUGAAAUUAGAUUGGGGUGAUAAAACCGAUAUAGAGAAUUGUUUAGUUAGCACCAGCGACUCGAAUGGAUAUGACGUUAUUAUGGGCUCCGAUAUUGUUUAUUGGAGAAUUGGCAUCGAACCAUUGUUCAUCACCGUAUCACAACUAUUAAAGCAAAACGACAACUCAAGGUUCAUAAUUUGUUAUCAGUCAAGAGCAUCGCAGACCGAUGCCUAUCUUUUAGAGACUGCAAAAAAAUAUGGUUUCGAAUACGAAUUUAAACCACUGGACUUUUUGGAUAAAUCCUUAUUGACAAUUCAAGACGACUCAACCAUAAAUAUCAUCAGUUUAAUAAUUUUCAAAAGAAUAAAAAACAAUAACUAA